Cyprinodon tularosa is the source of this 2308-nucleotide messenger RNA. RefSeq names its product serine and arginine rich splicing factor 1a (gene srsf1a). The record is from RefSeq and is a predicted model, not a curated record. Gene Ontology annotation, molecular function: mRNA binding. The transcript is spliced from 4 exons. Gene Ontology annotation, cellular component: nucleus; ribonucleoprotein complex; cytoplasm. NCBI's taxonomy places the organism in Eukaryota, Metazoa, Chordata, Actinopteri, Cyprinodontiformes, Cyprinodontidae. The coding region runs from base 221 to 958 and encodes 245 amino acids.
GGCCUCUCACUAACGGAGCGCUGAGUAGUGAUCCUCACAUUGGAUGGUAGUUGUCUGUUUCACGGUUUACAGGCUUUUCUUAAUAUCUGAACGAUUAGUUUUUCGUUUGAUAGUAAUAACUUCGGAGUAACUAUAGGUGUUUAGGGGGGGCUGGAUAGUACAUUUGGUGGAAGACUGUGAAUAGCCUGUCGUUGGUUAGUUUGAUACGUUAGCAGUAGCCAUGUCGGGUGUAGUGCGAGGCCCCGCUGGGAACAAUGAUUGCCGAAUCUACGUAGGGAAUCUACCACCAGACAUUCGCACUAAAGAUGUCGAGGACGUGUUCUACAAGUACGGGACUAUCCGAGACAUCGACCUGAAGAACCGCAGAGGAGGCCCGCCGUUCGCCUUCAUCGAGUUUGAAGAUCCGAGGGACGCUGAUGAUGCAGUCUACGGGCGUGAUGGGUACGACUACGAUGGCUACAGAUUGCGGGUUGAGUUUCCAAGGAGCGGCAGAGGCUCCAGAGGUGGUUAUGGAGGAAUUGGUGGCGCACCCAGGGGCAGAUAUGGGCCUCCAUCCAGACGCUCGGAGUACAGGGUCGUUGUGUCAGGUCUUCCUCAGAGCGGCAGCUGGCAGGACCUGAAGGACCACAUGCGCGAGGCGGGUGAUGUCUGCUACGCCGACGUUUAUAGAGACGGAACCGGAGUAGUAGAGUUUGUGCGCAAAGAGGACAUGACCUAUGCCGUCCGAAAACUGGACAACACCAAAUUCCGCUCCCAUGAGGGAGAAACUGCUUACAUUCGUGUGAAAUUAGACGGUCCCCGCAGCCCGAGUUAUGGAAGAUCCCGCUCCCGCAGCCGGGGCAGCAGAAGCAGGAGUCGCAGUCGCAGCGCCAGCCGCAGUCGGAGCAAUUCACGUGGUCGCGGCCGAGGAUCUCCCCGCUACUCACCCCGCCACAGCCGCUCUCGCUCCCGUUCUUAAAACCUUGCCGUCAUAAAUAUGUUGCCCCUCUGAUAUGUUCCCUCAUGUUUUUACCUCUGACUUUCUCCAGAUGUCUAUUGGUUUUUAUUUUUUCGCUUUUCUUGUCCUGGUGUCCCUGUGAACGAUCUUGGUAUGUAGAUGUAACCUUAACCUCCCUUCUCCCUUUCUUAACUUUCCCCUUUCCUCUCCCUCCUCCUUUCCCUUCCGUUUUCUUUCAUUCUCUCCCCUUCUUGUCAUCUCAGAUUUUGAACAUUACGAGUUGUGCUGUGGUGAACUUCAAAAAUGUUGAGUUGUAAGAUUCGCACUCAGUGUUUUUGCAAGUCUGAAGUUUCCGUUUUCUUUUCUUUUUUAUUUCAAUAUCCUAUCUUUGGAUAUAUGUGGGGUGGGUUGUUUUUUGGUUGGAAGCCAGAUGCUUAACUGUAUUUUACCCUUGUGUCUUCCUUUAGACAUCUGAGGAGAAGGAUUAAAGUGAUUUGGAAUAAAACCAUUGUGGAGCACAUUUCAUUUGUAUGGUCAGGAUACAAAUAGGACAUCUAGGAGGAGGAUAGGACAUCUAGGAGCAAUCAGGUCGAGGCAAUGGUAUGCUUCAUAUUCCAUAAACAACAUUUUGACAGGUUUUUAUAUCGUGCAUGUUAUUUAACAGAUUUUGGUGCUGUACUUUAAGACAGUCUGUAACAUGCUACUCUGGUUUCUGACAGAAUAAGCAGUCCUAAAUCAAGUGUUGAGAUGUAAGUGUAAUCCUUGCUGUUGAAAAAAAACAAAAAAAAACUGAACUGCUUUUUACAAAAGCAUCCCAGUUUUAAGCAUCCUCAUUGGUUAAAAAUGCUUUUUAAGUCAGGAAUUGGUUUCUUUUUUUUUCAUUUGAGUGUUCAGUGGAAAAAAAAAAUAGGCCCAAAACUCUUGACAUUUUAUUCUAACAGUCUGCCUCUGAUUUUCUUCCUGGUAUUUCAAGGUUUUGAUUGGAGGAGUGGCUCAAUGGAUCCCAAUCCUUGGAGCUGGAUGAGUGGAUCGAUUAGGAAAGGGAUAGACAAAGAUGGAUGCCCGGGAACGGGAGCAGAUUUUCGAGGAUUCAAAUUUAUCAGAACUAAAAUAAUGGGAGUCCCAGAGCACCUUUUUUUUUUUUUUCUUCUUUUUUGGCCCUUUUGGUUUAGGCCCCAAUGGCUUUAUUAUAGAAGAAAACCAGAGGACCAGGAAGUUGGAUCAAAGGAUGGAGUCGUAGAUGUCCGGUAUGAGGGAAUUUUGAAAAAAUAUAUGGGAGGUUGGGAAGGGGGUUAAAUUCUGGGAAUAAUUUGUAAUUUUUGCUUUGCUUGAACUUUUAGCAUUUUCAAUAAACACACUUUCAAACAGUCA